Megachile rotundata (alfalfa leafcutting bee) is the source of this 2078-nucleotide messenger RNA. It is a transcript of the gene frj, whose product is annotated as membrane bound O-acyltransferase domain containing farjavit. Gene Ontology annotation, molecular function: lysophospholipid acyltransferase activity. Gene Ontology annotation, biological process: lipid modification; phosphatidylinositol biosynthetic process. The record is from RefSeq and is a predicted model, not a curated record. Gene Ontology annotation, cellular component: mitochondria-associated endoplasmic reticulum membrane contact site; membrane. NCBI's taxonomy places the organism in Eukaryota, Metazoa, Arthropoda, Insecta, Hymenoptera, Megachilidae.
AGUUCACCUAAAAUUAGUCGUUAGUAGCGAUAUUGAUACGAGCAAUAUUAUUAAAAUAUUAAAUAAUCUGAACUAUUAAAGCUCGUGCAAGAUAGUCGAGUACAUUCAUUUACGAAGUUCAAAGGUUCAACUCUCUACAUAACUACGGUAUUGAAUGCGCGAACAAGUCGAACAGAAGAUUCAGUAUAACUUGUGCGGUCGAGUUGUCACGAUGUGGGCAGAUGUGAUUUACGUUGCCGCCUUAUUAUUUUGUGUAGUCAUUGGAUUUUAUUAUCGACAGAUUCCCGAUCCUCAAGUUAAGAAAUGGAUGGGUACAAUUAUCGGCUUUAUAGUGGCUAGAAUUAUUUCUGGAAGUCAUGUACUUCAUCUUUUAAUUAGUACCCUGAUUAACGCGAUUAUCAUAACCAAGCUCUCGCCAAAAAUAUGUCAUGCGGUCAGCAUUUUUUUUUCAUUCUUCUAUCUACUUGUUAUAUUUCGAUUAGGAGAUUGGGUUGGUUUACCAACACCGCCAACCCAUACGAAUCUCAUGCUUAUGAUAUUAACACUGAAGUUAUCUGGACUAGCUUUCGAAGUAAAUUCAGCUACUAAUCCGCCAACCGAUGAUCCAGAAGGAGUGAGUUCUGAAGCUUUAAAAAAUAUUGGAUUUUUGGACGUAUUUCAUUAUGCUUUUAGUUACAUGGGACUAAUAACUGGUCCAUACUAUCGAUACAGAACAUAUUGGGAUCAUCUGCAUAGACCAUUUUCUAAAUAUGUAGAUCCUUGGCCUCCUACGCUUUAUAAACUAAAACUAACUGCAUGCUUUAUCAUAUUAUAUCUUAUAAUGAAUGCAUUAUAUCCCAGCAAGUACAUUUUAACAGAGGAGUUUGCAGAACGCUCUUUCCUUUAUAGACAUCUUUACAUGUAUCCCACAUUUGCCACUUUUCGAUUAAGGAUGUAUGUUGGUAUGACACUGGCUGAAUGUGCUUGUCAAAUGGCUGGACUUGGGGCAUACCCUACAAAAUGUCGUCCUAUACAAGGAUUGGGACCAAAAGAUUACAAAACCAUUGAAAUGCUAUCUACUACACCUGAGAAAUUGAAGAACGAGGAAUUCAGCUUUGACACGAUACACAACAUGAAUAUCUUAAAAUUAGAAAAGUGUCAAUCAGUAAGAACAGCUAUGAAAGCAUGGAAUGGUUGUAUUCAAUAUUGGAUGGGUGUUUACGUAUACAAAAGAUUCCCAGUGAAAUGUUUAAGAACUAUCGUUACUCUCACACUCUCUGCAGUGUGGCAUGGUUGGGCACCUGGUUACUUCUUUUGCAUUUGUCAAAUUCCACUUUUCAUGCUGACCGACGACAUAGCUAUGAAAUUUUAUAACCAAAGCGAAGAGAACAGCCUUGCUAAGAAAGCAUGGUACAUGCUUUUAUGGUAUGAAAAAACAACCUGUAUGGCAUAUUUAGGGACGUCUUUCCUAUUAUUAGGUUUCCAUGAAACUAUGCACUAUUACAAAGUCGUAUACUUCUCUGGACACAUUGUGGCGCUUCUACUUUAUAUCAACGUUCUUUGUCUUAAGCAUUUCGUCUUGAAAAGAACCGCGGAGAGCAAGGACAAGGACAAAUAGGCUGUGAUCCUUUUGCAAAGGACUCAAAAUAUUUUGUAAAUUUAACACUUGAAAUUAUGUAUAAUACAAAGUUUAAAUAUAAAAAUUAGGUCAAUUAAAUUCUUCUAAAAUAGCAUAGGUUGUCUUUGAAAAUAUGAAAUUGUUUAAAUUAGAUGAUAAACAUGUAAUGUCAACAAUUAAAAUAUCUAUUAAAGAACAUAUAUUACAUACUAUUGUUAAACUAGUCAACUAAUAAAAUAAUGAAGGUAUUUUGGCAUCAUACUCUUUCAAGUGCUGUCUCAACAGAAAACAAAAGUUUUCCUCGAAUAUUUCGAGGAUUGCUACACAUUCAUUUAUACGAACAAGUAAAUUAGAAAUAAAGAGUUCUAUUUCUUUGAUAAGAUAAUCUUUAUUUACCAUACCCCCUCCACACAUUCUCUACAAUGGCUUAAUACUUUUCUGAAAGAGAAAAAAAGCGAAAAAAAAGAAAAGAAAAAAAAAA